Microtus ochrogaster (prairie vole) is the source of this 9737-nucleotide messenger RNA. It is a transcript of the gene Nebl, whose product is annotated as nebulette. Gene Ontology annotation, molecular function: actin filament binding. NCBI's taxonomy places the organism in Eukaryota, Metazoa, Chordata, Mammalia, Rodentia, Cricetidae. The transcript has 31 exons. Gene Ontology annotation, cellular component: Z disc; focal adhesion. Bases 1752 to 4703 code for a protein of 983 amino acids. Gene Ontology annotation, biological process: cardiac muscle thin filament assembly. The record is from RefSeq and is a predicted model, not a curated record.
GCUGCUUUUCUCAAUACGGGGCGCCUCUGGGAUGUGUCUCUGGAUGGGAAUGGAGCAUGAGUGUGAAGUGUAUCUGUUGUUGAGUGGUGUUCAGUCUGCUCAUAAAAUGUGACGUCACCUAUUAAAGCUUUGCCCUCAGGCUUCCUCACAGCUAUCUCUCUACAGCCAACCAGUCAUAAUUCAGUAUUUUAUUCAUAUAGUUUGAAUAUCUCCAAGCCUUCGAAUUUGGUCAAAAGUAAAUGUUUGUAAUUUAAAAUUCUGACAGUUUUUUUUCCUGUAGAUCACCAUAUAAAGUUAAUACAUAGUUUGCGUCUAUUUAAAAAAUCUGUUUUUUUCUAAUUAUGUGUUUACUUUAAAUAUCUAUUAAUCAUAUGUUACAUCUAAUUUUAGAAAUAAACAUUUGUAUAUAUAGUUACUUUCUACUUGGAAGGCAUAUCUUUUUAGUAAUGUAUUUUCCAAAAUAACAAAAAUUGGGACUGGCAGAAGUCCAAGGCACAUUAGAAUGUGAAUUUAGUACUUAGUAAAGCUGGCUAAAUGGUUCAUUCUUAACUUUUGUAGUUCAUAUUUGUGAUUGUAUUUUUUCCAAGGUAUUUUAUGAAAUGUGUCAAAAUGUAUUUCUCUGCAAAGGAGUAGUUUAACGUUGAAUUCCAGAAUGGAAAUCGACAGCCGUGUAUGAUAUAGUUGUGAACAAACAUGCAAAGCUCAUACCACUAUUUCAUGAUAUGGUGGCUAUUGCUUGUACAGGUAUUGUAAGUGUGUAUAUAUAUGUACUUGUGUAUGUAGAUGUUAUAAGUAAUAUAGCCCUAAUUUCUAGGAAAUGCUUACAGUUAGCAGAUGCAUUUAAAUUUAUUGAUUUGGGGGCUUGGUAAUGAGAUGCAUGCACAUAUAUGUAUAUUUACACUCACAUAUUAGUUCAACUAGAGUUUAGCAUGUAAUUUAAGAAAAUGUUAGAUGUCAAAAAUUCAAGAACAGGAAUAUUUGAUGAUUAAGAUGUUAUUUCAGGGCUGGAAAGAAACCUUUCUUUUCAUCACAUUCCCUAAGGUUUAGCCUGUUUGGUCUUUAUGUGGACAUUUUAUAUUAGAAUUGACUUUUUCAUUUAGAAUGAAGAAGUUGACUUCCAAGAUCUAAUGAUAUCCAUUGUUUGGUUUUUCUUAUGACUCUUUGGACUUCCAAAAAAGAAUCAUAGAAAUAAUCACCGUCAUUUUUCUCCCAUUCAUUCUUUUCUCAAAUCAAAACACUAUUGUUGCUUGAAAACACAAACUAAAGGUGUAUUUCAUGGAUAGUUCUGCUCAGAGCUUUAAAAUGUUGUACACACUACAGUUCUAUCUCAAAUGUUCAACUGUCAUAGAAACUUAAUUUUCAAAGAGCUAAACAACUCUACUUAAGACAUCCACGUGACAGCUAACAUGAGGAUUGCGGCUCAUUCAAAGCAGGAAUAUACUUUAUAUUCAAUGCCAGAAGUCGUUUGCAGAUCCAUUCUUCAUCAUGCCAAACCCCAUACGAUGCAGUUUAUCAUAGGUGGGAAAAAAGUAUCAUAUGAAGAGGAAAGAAAGAGAAACCAAUAAGAGAGUCCUAGACUUUCUCAGACUGAUGGAAACACCCAGUAAAGAGCGAAUAAGAACUCAGAGCGUGAUUGGAAAGGAGAAAGGACACUGCUCAAGUCGCAUGUAGGCUAUCCACCAUGGAAACAGACAUCACCAAACGCAGCACGAGCAUUGUCAUCAUCGGAAGUGGAAGCUAACAGGGUCAAAAUGAAGGUGCCUGUGUUUGAGGAUGUAAAAGAUGAGACUGAAGAGGAAAAAGUGGAGGAGGAAGAAAAGCAGGAAGACAAGGUGUUUCUUAAACCUGUUAUUGAAGACCUAAGCAUGGAACUGGCCAAAAAGUGCACCGAGCUCAUUAGUGAUAUCCAUUAUAAAGAAGAGUAUAACAAGUCCAAGGAUAAGUGCACCUUUGUGACGGAUACUCCUAUGCUAAACCAUGUAAAAAACAUUGCUGCUUUUAUUUCUGAGGCAAAAUACAAAGGAACCAUUAAGGCGGAUCUUUCCAACUGUCUGUACAAGCAUAUGCCGGCCACUAUUGACAGCGUCUUUGCAAGAGAAGUAUCCCAGCUUCAGAGUGAGGUUGCCUACAAGCAGAAGCAUGAUGCUGAGAAGGGGGUCUCGGAUUAUGCACACAUGAAGGAACCUCCGGAGGUGAGACAUGCCAUGGAGGUCAACAGACACCAGAGCAAUAUUUCUUAUAGAAAAGAUGUGCAGGACACCCACACGUAUACAGCGGAACUUGAGAGACCGGACAUCAAGAAGGCUACUCAGAUCUCCAAGAUCAUAAGCAAUGUGGAAUACAAGAAAGGGCAAGGCAUAGUGAAUAAAGAGCCGUCUGUAAUUGGAAGACCAGACUUUGAGCAUGCAGUGGAAGCCUCUAAGCUUUCCAGCCAGGUUAAAUAUAAAGAGAAAUUUGAUCAUGCACUGAGGGAGCAGAGCCAUUGCUACAACCCGCUGGACAGUGCUGCUUUCAGACAGCAGCAGCUCGCCACUGCCCUGGCAAGUGAAGUGAAGUACAAGAAAGACGUUAAAAUUAUGCACGAGCCCGUUUCAGAUCUCCCAAAUUUGUUGUUUUUAGACCAUGCUCUGAAAGCCAGCAAAAUGCUCAGUGGAUGGGAAUAUAAAAAGGAUUUUGAAGAGAACAAAGGGAUGUAUCACUUUGAUGCCGAGGCCACGGAGCACCUGCAUCAUAAGGGCAAUGCCACCCUCCAGAGUCAGGUAAAAUACAGAGAAGAAUAUGAGAAAAAUAAAGGGAAGUCCAUGCUUGAGUUUGUUGAGACACCAUCGUAUCAGGUUUCAAAGGAGGCUCAGAAGAUGCAGAGUGAGAAAGUUUACAAAGAAGAUUUUGAGAAGGAGAUUAAAGGGAGGUCCUCACUGGAUUUAGACAAAACUCCUGCAUUUCUACACGUGAAGUACAUCACCAACCUGAUGAGGGAGAAAGAAUAUAAAAAAGAUUUGGAAAAUGAAAUAAAAGGGAAAGGAAUGGAACUUAGUUCAGAAGUUCUUGAUAUUCAGAGAGCAAAGAGAGCGUCUGAAAUGGUCAGCGAGAAAGAAUACAAGAAGGACCUGGAGUCGGAAAUUAAAGGGAAGGGAAUGCAAAUUGACAGUGAUACCCUUGAAAUACAACGUGCCAAAAAAGCUGCCAAGAUAGCCAGUGAGAAAGACUAUAAAAGAGAUCUGGAGACAGAAAUUAAAGGGAAAGGAAUGCAGGUCACCGUGGACACUCUGGAUGUUCGGAGAGCUAAGAGGGCAUCUGAGAUGGCCAGCCAGAAGCAAUAUAAGAAAGACUUAGAGAAUGAAAUCAAGGGUAAAGGGAUGCAGGUGAAUAUGGAUAUCCCAGAUAUGCUUCGAGCCAAGAGGGCGUCGGACAUCUACAGCCAGAAAAAGUAUAAAGACGAAGCUGAGAAAAUGCUUCCCAAGUACUCCACUGUGGUAGACACUCCUGAAAUCCAGAGAAUCAAGACGACCCAACAGAACAUUAGCAAUAUAGCUUACAAGGAAGGAGUAGGAGCUGGCACCGCCCUAAGGAACACUCCAGAGAUUGAGCGGGUGAAGAAAACCCAGCACAAUAUCAGUUCACUCCAGUAUAAAGAUCAAAACUAUAAGGCCACUCCAGUAACCAUGACCCCAGAAAUAGAGAGAGUGAGGAAGAACCAGGAGCAGCUGAGUGCGGUCAAAUACAAAGGAGAGCUAAAACAGCCAACUUCCAUUUCGGAUCUUCCAGAGCUGAAGAGAGUGAAAGAAAACCAGAAGAAUAUCAGCAAUGUUUAUUAUAAAGGUCAACUGGGAAGGGCCACGGCUUUAAGCAUAACUCCUGAAAUGGAAAGAGUGAAGAAGAAUCAAGAAAAUAUUAGCUCGGUGAAAUACACGCAGGACCACAGGCAAAUGAAAGGCAGACCAUGUCUGAUCUUAGAUACACCUGCUUUGAGACAUGUUAAAGAAGCACAAAACCAUGCUUCCAUGGUCAAAUAUCAUGAAGAUUUUGAGAAGACAAAGGGGCGAGGCUUCACUCCCAUUGUGGAUGACCCUGUGAUGGAGCGGGCGAGGAAGAACACCCAGGUUGUGAGCGAUGCUGCCUAUAAAGGGGUCCAGCCUCAUGUUGUGGAGAUGGAUCGGAGACCUGGGAUCAUUGUGGACCUCAAAGUAUGGCGCACAGAUCCUGGCUCCAUCUUCGACCUUGACCCCCUGGAGGACAAUAUUCAGUCUAGAAGUCUCCAUAUGCUCUCUGAAAAGGCGAGUCAGUACCGGAGACACCUGUCUCGUUCCCAGUCCAGCAGCACUUUUGGUACAGGUCUGGGAGAUGACAAGUCGGAGAUCUCUGAGCUCUUUCCUAGCUUUUCCUGCUGCAGUGAGGUAACCAGGCCAUCAGACGAAGGAGCACCUGUUCUUCCCGGAGCUUACCAGCAGAGUCACUCCCAAGGCUACGGGUACAUGCACCAGACCAGCGUGUCAUCCAUGAGGUCCAUGCAGCAUUCACCCAACCUAAGGACCUACCGAGCCAUGUACGACUACAGUGCCCAGGAUGAAGACGAGGUCUCCUUCCGAGAUGGUGACUACAUUGUCAACGUGCAACCAAUUGAUGAUGGCUGGAUGUACGGCACUGUGCAGAGAACCGGGAGAACGGGCAUGCUCCCGGCAAAUUAUAUUGAGUUUGUGAAUUAAUUCUUCCUCCUUGCCCUUUGAGCUUUAUUCUGAUGUAUUCUAAACCCAAUCUUUUUAAAAGAUAGAAGAUACUUUUCAGAUAACUUGGCAAUUAUUUUACAAUAAUGUAUCCUUACUUUGACAAUUAGACACACAGGUACCAGGAGGAAGGAAUGACUUUUGGGCUGGAAACAGCAGCAUCCGUCGUAAUUCCUGUAAAGGAAACCAUUAGGUCUGGAGACCUGGUGCUGCUAAUUGUGUUUGUGGUUUCAUUUAGUUGGCUAUUCAACCCUUCUGGGAAAUGUAUUUUUGUAGACUUUAAUAGAGAUGUUGAUUGUCCCUUACAUGUAACAAGUGUAUGAAACUUCUUAGCUGUCACCUGGAAUCAUCUGAAGCCAAUUCUCAUAGUCCAGCAACACAGCCAAUAAUUUAAAAAUUGUUCAGCUUUUGAAUCAUUGGGUAAUUUUCAAUUCAAGUGAGAGUUGCCUAAUAUAAUAAAUGGGAGCAGUGGCAGAAUGAGUCUGGUUAAAAUGAUAUUGACCAUAGCCUUUGGGAGCAGGCAGGAAACUUGCCCUUUCCCUAGGCUCCCCAGGAUCUAGUUAUUUCUCAUUGUUUCAGGGUAUAGCCUAUAUUUCUCAGUGUUUCUUGGUAUUUCACAUGCGUUUCAUGGCGCAGCCAGUCUCCAUUUGCAUUCUGUGGGGCAGAGCACAUGCUUAGGUCCCCAGACCAUCAGGACCAGUAACUUCACAGCUACUCUGCAAAGGGCAAAGUUCAAUGUCAUCUGUAUUAUUUCCCUAGUAGCCUCUAUCCUGUUGCAUGUCUAGUGGGCUUAAGCUUCUGUAACAUGGCAGCUGCUUGCCCAUCCUUGUUAUAAAAGUCAGCAGUGUGGCUGAUCUUGCCCUGCCCUUUCUUGUAGUUGCCAGCUCAUAAGAAAACAUUUUGAAAAGUUGCUUGAGACUUUCUUGCUGUAUUAAACUCUAGCUUUGAAAGACUCAUGCCUGAGGAAAUACACAUAUACUCUAGUAAAUAGAAGACUUAUGUAUCUACUGGAUAGUUUUCGCUCACUUAAUGCUACUACCAUCGAUUUAAAAGAGCAAUGAAUUGGACAGCAUUCUGCGUAAGGGGAAAUGGACUAUACAGUAUAGCGGAGGGAAAACGAAAUACAAAACAGUAAGUAGAAGUUUGCACCACAAUUCAACGAUUUGGUCUUAUAUUUUGACAAUUGGUCUUCAUACUCUGGGAUGGAAAUAUAGCCACUAAGUAUGUCUAUAAAAAGGAUUCUUUUCCCAACCUUGGUUCUCAUUUUCUAAAUCACAUUCAGGAUUAGAUAAGAAAAUCAUCGGAGAUUUUUUUUUUGGUGCAACCAACAGAUGAUUCACUAAGAAAGAAAUAGAUGUCUUGUUUUGAGUGUUCAAGGUUUGUAUAAGUCACAGCCCCAAGUAGAACCAUUACUAUUGUAUCUGAAAUUUGCUCUGCAGUCUGCAGUCGAAGUUAGUGGAUGUCGGUGUUUAUCAAACUCUGUUUUUCUCAUGGUGCCUCCUACUGUGACUUGAAACAGUGUGGCAUUCAUUUGAGAUGUGAAACAGGAGAGAUCAGUCACAAAAUUGUGAGAAGAUACUGGGAUUGUGGGACUAUCCACCCAAUGUGUUCAAGGAAAUUAACAAAGCACCCACCAGUGAAAAACAUUUGAAUGAAGUGUUUAUGAGGCCAAACUCAAAGCUGAUUUAUUGAAAACUUUGAAAGUGAGUCCAUACUUUUGAAAAUCAGUAGUUUCAUUAGAUCUGCCUUAAAGAAAAGUUUUAUUACACUGAGCUGUGUUUCUGUGAUACUGAUAGAAUAUUGAAAAGAAAAAAAUAACUGAGAUUUUCCUGGAAAGGGUUCUUAUAGCUUUGUAAAUAAAGAGCUGAGCUAAUUUUCUGUCAUUUGAAUAGCCAGUCAUAAUUAACCUUCCUAACUGUUUUCAUGUCUUGAACACACACCUAAAAAACCAAACUGCACCUGCAAUAAUUUUACAAACAUCUUAAAACUAAUAGCAAGAGUGAUAAGCUGGCUCAUUUAUGUUAUGUGUCUUUAUGUUCCCCCAGGCAGACCAUUUGUGUGUGUUUGUAAUUAUUAAAAAAAAAAGAGUCGUUGUUGAUUAAAACUUCAGGCUAAAUGAAGGAAAGGUAUGAUUUUUGAUAAUUGUGUGCAGGAAGCUCAACCGAAGCUGACUUUGAAAUGAUGCUGGAUAUCAGCUAGUCUCUACAAAGUAGCAGCUCAAUGGCCCACGUUUUUGGCACUCAUUAAUUUCAAAGUCAGAUUUGAUGAAUGUGAAAGUCAGUCCAUAUUUUGGAAAUAAGUGUCCUAAAUGUUGAGCUUUACAUAAUGUUUGCAUAGCAAGAUUUUUCUAUUUUAAGCCUUUCUGAAUUAAGAUCUGAUCUGGACUCAAUAAGGGGCAGUUAUUCUCAAUACAGACUGAGGCAGAACCAGGCAAUGCUCUUGAUAGUUGUGACACUGUUACCAGCACAUGUAAGGAUGUUACCCACCUCGUCAGAAAAGAGGAGCCCAGAUGUGUCAUAUCCAGAUGCCAUCUUUUUCAGCAUCAUUAGAAAACGCUAUAUUUUUUUUAAUACACUUUCCACAUGCCUCCCUCCCCCUUGCAGUUUGGCAGCCAGUAUCUCACGUGUCACACUGACAGCUAAAGAUGAAUUUAAAAACAAGCCCUUUAGAAAUCAACCUAAGGGAAACUAAAUGCCAAGCACAGCGAGCGUGCACCUGUUCCUAAAUGCGGUGCUUUCUCAGGCCUGACAGACUCACAGGAAGAUGCUUGAGACGCUUCUCAAGGACUCUGGAGACAAAUGUAUUUGGUUCAUGUUCCUCUUGAGAAAAGUUUAACAACAGAAUAUAAUGCUUUUGCUGUAAGCUUUUGUAGCAGAUUUGAAAAAACUUUCUUUUUCUCCAGAGAGCUUACUAUUUCUAACCUGUGACAAAAUGAAUACUUCAUGUCCUCCUUGUGUUCCUACGUGUGCAGCAAACCCAGUUUGGAACUUCGAUCUGGUUGUCCUUCUUCAUGGAGCCCUUGCAUCUUCCCGUGUAUCUCAGUCUCCACGGAGCUCCUAGGAAUGUCUAAGCACCCUGUGUGGGGAUGGGUGAGAUUAGGACUGUCCCUCUCUCACCAGGGUCCUUUGUUUCAAGAUGAUGAUGUCAUUUGGCCAGUUUUACUAAAGUCUUUCAUUCCAGGUCUUCUCUGUUCUGAGGUUCAUAGCACUCCAGGAAUGCUGGGAAAACCUUUUCCACAAGUGACACACCCAGUGUUCAGGUUCCUCCACCUCUAGUGGAAUGCUUUCAGUGAAAUGAUAAAGAAUAUAAGUGUGAUCUUUAAUAAUGCAGCCCUAUAUACAGUGGAUAUAGUUUAUACUAAUGUUCUAAUAUAGAUAUAUACAAAAUAGGUGCCUUUUGAUUAUUCUUGUUUAUCAUUAUGGUCUUGGAAAGGAAACCAAGCAAGUAAGCUUCUGCAUAUUCUAUAACAAUAUUUUAUGAUACAUGAUUGCUAUUUUUGUGGUGAGAAGUGGGAUGCACCUAACUGAAAGAUGUUGCAGGUUGUAUUUUCCUUCUUAAGGUUUAGAAUUUUAGAAAAUAUCGACUUCUUCCAUUUUCUGAAAAGUUGGGCUUUUUCUUGUGGAUUUAUAUAUAGUUGAGAAAUAUAAGCAUUAAGUUUAAGUUUGGGGUUUAAAAUAUUUAUGGUGAGAUAGAUUAGUUAUAUUAUGAGGCUGAAUUCACUGCGUAUGAUGAGCUUUAUGACUUGAUCUUGUGUUAACUGUUUGUCUCUGAUAAUCUGAAUGUGGCUGCAUUGCACUUGUAUGGGGUAAUACAACGUAAUGAGAACGCUUUAGUUGAGUAGGAAGCUAUGUAAACUAACUUAAAAUGCUAAAAUGAAAAACUUUCUGAAGGAUUCCAUGCCCCUUAGGGCCCCCUUUCAGGCAAGUAGCUGUUAAUAACAGAUGACCAAAAGAGUCAGGACAUUGUGGGUAUAUUCUGUGGUCAUCAUUCAAGGACACAUAAGAUGCUGGACUCCUCAGGCUUCCCUGGGCAAAUGUCCUUCCCAACUGUCCGCGACUUCAGUCUAUCCCCAGGACUCCACAUGCUCACUGUGUCUGAUGUAUGGUAUCCUGUCUGCAUAGCAACACAUCACUGUUGUCAAUUAUUGUUUAAGAUGGUUUCCUUUAAAGGAGAGAGAGAAAGCUGCAAUGCAGCCACCUUCCUUUGUGUCCAUACAGUGGAUUGCUAAGCAUUUUGGAAGUAGCAACAAGCGUGUAACAGGCAUGAUAUUUGUGGAAUUGUUGGCUUUUGACCUGUGAUAAAAACACAAAUUGGAAUGGUGUACUUUGGAUUCUGUUUGCUUUGAAAUAUGUACAAUUGUGGUUGGUGAUUAAUUUGUAAAACUGUAUUAACUUUGAGAACAUAAUGAUUUUGAAAGAGGUAGUAAAUGAUUUUUCAUUGGAAGGGGAUCACAGAAUGAUAUAAGGUUAUUAGUAUAAUUUGGCUUUUGUUAUGCAAAUUGUUAACACCAGCUAUUAAAAUAUAUUUUAGUAGAAAUGCUUUAAUUCAUGUUUUCUUUUCCUCUACACUGUGAAUCUUUAAGCCUUGGUGGACCAGAGGCACAUUGUGAUGUCCAAAGGACUAACCUAUGCAAAUGAGUUCACAUCUUAUUGCUGCACAGUAAACAUGUGCUAAGAAAUGAUUUCUCCUCAUAGUGUACAGCAGUAUUGAAAUAGCACAGAAAGCCUGGCCUCCCAUGCAUUACACUGUAGUCCCUCACAACCCUUCAAGGCCACCAAAACCAUUAGCAUUUGUGGAAAUCAGAUUGUUAUCUAUUGGAACUACUUGAAUGACGCCAGGAGGAAAAUGACAGACAGGCAUCUUGGCUGUGGCUUUCAUAGAACUAUGUUCUCACAUAUUCCCUCUUCAGGGUCUUGGUAUUCUGUGUCUACUACAUGUGUUUGUAAAGGAUUUAUGAUGCAUUAAUUUCCUAUCAACACAUUUGGUUUGCUUAAAUAAAUACAGAAUGUAACAAAA